AUGAAGACAGCAAAACCAUUACCCUCUGAUCCCUCGUCGAGUCGCAGAGCUCAACCGGUACGGCAGACUCGAACAAAUCCUUCGAGGGCUUCGAUUCCGGGUGCUAGACCGUUUGGCCCACGAUCGUCGCUGAGCGGCGGUUUGGAGGAAAAGGACGUCGAGAUUUUCCCAGCCAUAACACACUUCGCAGACUCUAUAACAGCUCUCCCGAAGGAGCUUAUGCGACACUUUACACUGCUGAAAGAAGUUGACGCAAAAAUAUUUGCGCCAGAAGAUGAUCUUGGGAAAUUGGUCGACGCUGCGUUGAGCGCCCCUCUUCACGAGCGACGUCCACUAGCAGAUACACACAUUUCUUUCGGACCGGGCUCAAUACCUAUGAGCGCACAAGGCAGCACCAAUGGCUCGAUUGUCAACGGACAUCCCGCGUCUGUCGCAUCUAUUCCAGAUGCUGAUGCCCAGUUUGCCUCGGCGGCCUACGAUCCGGCCAAUAUUCCACGGCGGCAGCUUUUUCAGCACUGCGCGUUCACAAUGCAAAACAUGCUGGUCUCACUAGAUGAAAAAAACCACGUUAUUUCCACUGCGGCAGAAGCCCUUACCAAACAGCUCGCUCGGAUCGACGAUUGUUUCCCUUACAUCGAGCUCGAAAUCAGCGACGAAGCACGGUACGGGAGCACAACACAUUGGGCAUAUCCAGAAAAUCGAACAGGAAAGGCGGUUGCGAGCAACAUUCCGCGGAGAGAGGCCGCGGCUGUGAAUACUCUCUCUGCCGCGGCCCAGCAGCUUGCAGAAGAAGCUGCGGCAAGAAGUGAUGCACGGAAGCAGGCUCUGCUAGCGAAAAAAAAUCAUAAACAGGCUCCUGGCGAAUCGGAUUUUGACGAAACGAAUGAGAACCGGCAGAAAGAGAGUAAAAAGUCUCACGCCAAAGUCAGGAAAGCAGCAGACGCCUCACUUGGUGUUGGAUUGGGCAUAACAACUGCACCUGGAACAAACGGAAAUGCCCCCAAACGUAGAAAGGUCGAAAAGGGACCAACAGGUGGCGUUGUAAUGGAGAGAGCUUUGAGCGGCGUCUUUGGUAAUAAUGGGACAGCGACAAAGGGCAAGGCGGCAAGUCCACGAGAAACUCCUGGACCAGAUGCUGCGAAAAAGAAGCCGAGAACAAUUAAUGGAACAUCGUCACGGAAAAGGAAUAAUACUGUAACUGCUGCCAUGUCGCCCUCCAUUGCGUCUUCCCCUAUUCGAACAACCUUCCCAGACCCAAAAGCUCUGGUGCGCAUUUCUCCUCCUCCUACGAAUGGUGCUCGACCUGUGACAUCAAGAGCAAGGCAGAAUUCUACCCAGUCGAUUGUAGAGAAUAUACGUCCACGACAGGAAUCGGUGGCUUCUAUUAAGCCAAAUGGAAUUGCCGCAAUUAUCCCAGAUCCUCCAGUAGCCGCAGCUACCACAAGCAAAAUCUUGCCCGAAGUCAGGUUGUCGUUGAAAGAAUUGGCAAAUGGCAAAGUGGAACACGUCCUUGAAGAUUCCACACAAACCCAACCAACAAUUUCGAGUGGCAGUGUCAUCAGCAGUCGAAAGGACAGUGUUACCAAGAAAGAAGACACGGAAGUGAAUGGCGGUGCUGUGCAAAUCAUUCAGCAAACAGCUGUGACCACGAAGAGCGGGCGUGCAAGUAAACCUUCGACACCGGCAAUGCCCUCAUUUCCGGACCCACCGCGAUCUAGAUCAGCACGAAAUGUCCUCGAAAAUGGCUCACAUAACAAACGGAGUCAUAAGAAAGGAGCAGGUGCGGCUGCACAACUUAUUAUGCAACAGGCCAUCGAGGACGAUACCUCGAGCAAUGUGCCUGAUGACGAUGAAGAAGAUGAGCCCGGUCCGGAUGAGCCUCGAUACUGCUACUGUAAUGGUGUCAGCUAUGGCGAGAUGGUUGCUUGCGAUGCCGAUGACUGUAAAAAGGAAUGGUUCCAUUUAGAAUGUGCUGGGCUCAAGGUUGCGCCCAGAGGUAAUGCAAAGUGGUACUGCGACGAGUGCAAAGACCGAGUAAAAUCCAAACGUUUAAACGCUCGAUGA
Messenger RNA from Glarea lozoyensis ATCC 20868, 2064 nucleotides. Its product is annotated as FYVE/PHD zinc finger. Gene Ontology annotation, cellular component: Rpd3L complex; Rpd3L-Expanded complex; nucleus. The transcript has 3 exons. NCBI's taxonomy places the organism in Eukaryota, Fungi, Ascomycota, Leotiomycetes, Helotiales, Helotiaceae. The record is from RefSeq and is a predicted model, not a curated record. The coding region runs from base 1 to 2064 and encodes 687 amino acids. Gene Ontology annotation, biological process: regulation of DNA-templated transcription.